Messenger RNA from Capsella rubella, 1047 nucleotides. Its product is annotated as 2-hydroxy-6-oxononadienedioate/2-hydroxy-6-oxononatrienedioate hydrolase. NCBI's taxonomy places the organism in Eukaryota, Viridiplantae, Streptophyta, Magnoliopsida, Brassicales, Brassicaceae. The record is from RefSeq and is a predicted model, not a curated record. Bases 31 to 1047 code for a protein of 338 amino acids. The transcript has 4 exons.
UGUGAGAAGAUCAUCAUCAAACCAACUCUAAUGGCGUCAAUGAGACUCGUGUUUCAUAUGCUCCGUCGCUCCGUCUCCAUCGCGAUAACUCUCUUAAAGAGUCUAAUUUGGUGUAUAUUCGACAAUGUCGAUUACCCGAUACUGAUCAAGCUCGCCGAUACAUUCUUAUCUUUAUAUUUCCUAGUCUUCUGCGACCUCCGACCAAUCACCGUCGAUCUAAACGAUGGAGAAACCACAUUACAUUUCUGGAUCUCCGGCCACCGGAAAAUCAACCGGCCUAACCUCGUCAUGCUACACGGUUACGGAGGGAACUCGAAAUGGCAGUUUAUUCAUCAGGUCUCAGAUCUAUCGAAAUCGUUUAAUCUGUUCAUCCCCGAUCUCGUUUUCUUCGGGAAAUCGUACUCGAGAAACACCGACCGGAGCGUCGAGUUUCAGGCGAGGAGUAUCGUCGGAGGUUUGAAGAGGCUGGGUUGUGGUGGUGGUGAUGGAGGAGAGUUUUCGGUUUACUCGAUCAGUUACGGAGGGUUCGUAGCGUACCGGAUCGCGAAAAUUUGGCCGGAGAUGAUCGAGAGGUUGGUGAUUGUGAGUAGUGGCGUUGGGUUUACGCAACAGCAAAAGAUGACGGAGAUGAAAAAACACGGCGGAGAUGUAUCGGAGAUUCUUGUUCCGAGGAGCCCGAGAGAUCUAAGGUUGUUAGUUAGGGUUUCCAUGAAUACAGGUCUCAGGUUUCUUGACUGGGUUCCAGAUUUCAUCCUCUCCCAAUUCAUCGCUGUGAUGUAUGAGACAAAUCGACAAGAACUUGUUGAUCUAGCUAAGAAUUUGCUGGAGAGAGAAGAAGAGAAAGAGUUCUUUGCAAUACCACAGAAAACGUUGAUCGUUUGGGGUGAUAAGGAUCAGGUGUUUCCUUUGGAGCAUGGACGUCGUCUGCAUAGGAAUUUGCCAAACUCAAGUUUAGAGGUGUUGAAGGAAAUUGGACACGGUGUGAACAUAGAAGCACCAACUACUCUUAACAAUUUGAUUCUCUCGUUUGUUUUAGCUGUCCCCUAA